CGAAACCAGUUUUGAACACUGCGAUCUGGGAUGGUUGACAAAGUCUUGCAAUAGCCAGAGGUCGAUGGAUGUUGGAAUCAUCUGUGACUUUAGUAAAGCAAGUUUGCAUUUAACAGGACAUCGGGACCAAUACUAUAGCGUGGGGCGUGUGGAAGUUGAUUUUGGAAGUGGACAACGAAGUACACUCUGUGUCCCGGACAAUAAGACCGCCAGCGUCAUCUGCAAAACUCUUCGGCUUCCGUCAACUUCAGCAAGUCUUGUACACCGAUCAUGGCUUGGGAUGAGAAAGAGCCCUAUAUUUGAUUCCUCAUUUGUCUGUGAAGGCAAUGAGAGCAGCAUUUUUGAUUGUGUCAUGAUUGUCGCUAAACCUGAAUGUUACAACAAUGAUGUCGGCAUUCUUUGUACAUCUCGCUCUUCUCGGGAUGUUUUCAUCAUCGCUCUAGAAGGAUAUCCGUUUGUUGAGGGAACAAAAAACGUUCUAAAGUGUGUAACACUAUCGAGCUUUCAAGACAACAUCCAGUGGACGGCGACAGCAGGUGGUCGUCAUGUUGGUGAUCUUCUUUUCUUUGACAAUAUAACCAGAGAGCACAAUGGACGUCUAGCGAUAUGUGAAGUUUCACAUUCAUAUUUUAUUGACACACAUAAGUCAUCCAGUGCUACUGUUCUUUACUUCGAGCUUAAGGUUUACUUUCAACCGUUUAUAUUUUAAUAGCGCAGACUGAUGCUGCUGGGAAACGACUGGAGGUUUACUCGCACUACUCUGAAAUAUUUCACGGUCAGAAUGUUACCUUUUGGUGUGAAGCAAAUAGCAACCCUCCCCCCGCGUCCAUCACGUGGUCAGGAAGAGUGAACAGCACGACUGGGGAGUUACGGAUCCUAGCGGCAGACCACGUGACACACAGCGGUGUGUACACCUGCACCGUCGUCACUCGCACCGUUGAUGAUGACGACAGACUUCCGCUGACCUCAUCUUACCAGCUCACUCUCCGAUUUCCAGGUUGAAUUAUUUUCCUUUAUUGUUAAACAUUAUGCAAGACUUUAAAGAAUUAUUUUUUCUUUGUUUUAUAAAAGAUUUAAACAAUGUAUAUAUCAUGCUACUCUUUACGUCCAGUUCCAUGAAGUUAUGAAUAAUAACACACACUUGAUGACACCACAAAACAUAAUCUCACCUGACAAGCGUCUUCCAAUCCUAAGCAGACCAGAUUUCGUUUUUCUACAAAGCUGCUCGUUCGUGCGAUAACCGACAUUAUUAAAAAUAUUUUGAUUGCUGCUUCUGUUUCUGCUAGUUAAUAUUGUGCGAGCACGGCAUGAGAUUUGACCACAUACAGGUAAGCUAUUAUAAUAACAUUUGUACCAAAAAAAAAAAAAAACUUAGGUGAGCGACUUUACCACAUUCCUCUAUUUUGAUUAAUAAUACCAAAUGAAGUAAUUAGUUAUUAAUAGAACUCUGUGUUUGUUCAUAAUAUCGUUUACCGGGGUUGUAUAAUUAAAGACUUGCUGA
Messenger RNA from Pomacea canaliculata, 1501 nucleotides. RefSeq lists its product as uncharacterized. Gene Ontology annotation, cellular component: membrane. The record is from RefSeq and is a predicted model, not a curated record. The transcript has 5 exons. Lineage: Eukaryota; Metazoa; Mollusca; Gastropoda; Architaenioglossa; Ampullariidae. The coding region runs from base 65 to 709 and encodes 214 amino acids.